ACCCAUUUCGCCGCUCCACGUCACCCUCUCUCUCUCUAUCUCUCCUUUCUAUAUAUAAUGACCGCAACGCUCGCAUCUCCUUCCACCACAAGACGCCCCUUUCUCUCUCUAUUUAGAAGAAGAAGAGAAGAAGCGUGGGCCUGUUGAUAUGUCUCCGAGGGCGAAGAACAGCGAAGGGGGCGAGGGAGGCGGGGAAACGAAGGAGAUGCGAUUCCGGGGCGUGAGGAAGCGGCCGUGGGGACGGUACGCGGCGGAGAUCCGCGACCCCGCCAAGAAGAGCCGCGUCUGGCUCGGAACCUUCGACACCGCGGAGGAGGCGGCGCGGGCCUACGACACCGCCGCCCUCCAGUUCCGCGGCCCCAAGGCUAAGACCAACUUCCCAAUCUUCACCGCCGCCGCUGGAGCCGGAACCGCCCCAUCCAGCCCCAGCAGCAGCGGCAACACCGUCGAGUCCUCCACCCCUUCCGCGCCCCCUCCACUGGAACUCGAGCUCGGCCAUGCCGCCGCUCGUUUCCCCUUCCUUCACGCGCGUCCGUUCUUGUUCCUAGGCGCUGCUUCGAGAUCGGAUGCGGCGGCGGCCUCGGCGGCGUUAACUGGGUUCAAGGGAAUCGGGACGAGGGUCUCACCGACGGUGAUGGCGGCGCAAGCGAGGCGUCUUCCCUUCGAUUUGGAUCUCAACCUGCCGCCGUUGCCGGAGGUGGCUUGAUCCCAACGCCUACAGAUCUUGACAGAACCCACAAACAAAAUUAUCUAAUAUUAUAUACAUAUCUUUAUGUUUUUUUGAGCUGGGGAGAGAGAGGGAGAUCCAACUCGGUGUACUUUCCUGUACAGGAAAGAGUUCAUUUCCCCUGUUUAUGAUAUGAAUUGUGGUUUCCUCUCGCCAUUAAUUCAUGUGACAAGGAGAGGAAGAACAAAUCUGAAUCAGAGACUUACUACAUUUAAUUUGGAUUA
Messenger RNA from Musa acuminata AAA Group (dessert banana), 951 nucleotides. Its product is annotated as ethylene-responsive transcription factor 11-like. The record is from RefSeq and is a predicted model, not a curated record. Gene Ontology annotation, biological process: regulation of DNA-templated transcription. The transcript has a single exon. Gene Ontology annotation, molecular function: DNA-binding transcription factor activity; DNA binding. The coding region runs from base 149 to 706 and encodes 185 amino acids. Lineage: Eukaryota; Viridiplantae; Streptophyta; Magnoliopsida; Zingiberales; Musaceae.